Clarias gariepinus (North African catfish) is the source of this 2407-nucleotide messenger RNA. It is a transcript of the gene sgk3, whose product is annotated as serum/glucocorticoid regulated kinase family member 3. The coding region runs from base 355 to 1815 and encodes 486 amino acids. The transcript is spliced from 17 exons. Gene Ontology annotation, biological process: protein phosphorylation. Lineage: Eukaryota; Metazoa; Chordata; Actinopteri; Siluriformes; Clariidae. The record is from RefSeq and is a predicted model, not a curated record. Gene Ontology annotation, molecular function: ATP binding; phosphatidylinositol binding; protein serine/threonine kinase activity.
CAGUUUGGUCCCGUGACAAAUAACUUCGGAAAUUCAGGGAAAGAAACCGUCAGUAAGCUUUCAGAACAGUUGUACUCGCCCGGUUUCUUCACCAAACAAACAUUAUGGAUCCCGGAAACCACAGCUUCAGCUCUUUUAUCUCUGGAACACUUUAAGAGUCUUCACACACACCAAAGUUUGGAUGAUUGUUUUGAAGUUCCUCCGCUGGACUGGAGCGCUCUCUCCGUGGAAACUUAGUUAAAAGCUCAAGAAUGGAUUGCCAGUUGUGUCUUUGAGCCGUGCUCCAAAACGGAGCACUAAGGAACCGCUGUUACACACUGCCUGUACUGAGCACGGUCAGGAAGAACGAUCAGGAUGGAGACACACUCGAACUGCCCUAAUGUCAGCAUUCCCUGCUACAAUGAGCAGAGAGACAAGAAAAAACGUUAUACUGUUUACAAAGUGAUGGUCAGAGUUGGAAGACAUGAGUGGUUUGUCUUCAGGAGAUAUACAGAAUUUGAUAAACUGUAUAAUACAUUGAGAAAACAAUAUCCUGCUUUGAAUUUGAAGUUACCUGCUAAGAGAAUAUUUGGGGAUAAUUUCGACCCAGAAUUUAUAAAGCAGAGAAGAACGGGGUUACACGAGUUCAUUCAGAAAAUAGUGACCCUUCCACAGCUGAGCAAUCACUCUGACGUUCGAGACUUUCUUCAAAUGGACAAAUCCCAGAAUAUCUCAGAUGCUUCAGACGACGAUGAUGAGAAGAAUACUUCUACGUCCAGAAAUAUUAACCUGGGACCAUCUGCAAACCCUCAGGCAAAGCCCACUGACUUUGAUUUUCUGAAAGUCAUCGGUAAAGGGAGCUUUGGAAAGGUUCUCCUUGCAAAGAGGAAACGAGACGGGAAGUGUUAUGCAAUCAAAGUCCUUCAGAAAAAAGUAAUUUUAAAAAGGAGGGAGCAAAAACACAUCAUGGCCGAACGUAACGUGCUUUUAAAAAAUGUGAAGCACCCUUUUCUAGUCGGAUUGCACUAUUCCUUCCAGACAACGGAUAAGUUAUACUUCGUCCUGGAUUUCGUCAACGGUGGAGAACUUUUCUUUCACCUUCAAAAGGAGCGAACGUUUGCUGAGCCCAGAGCGAGGUUCUACAUCGCUGAGAUGGCAAGCGCACUGGGGUAUCUACACUCUCUAAACAUUGUUUACAGGGAUUUGAAACCGGAAAAUAUCCUGUUGGACUUUCAAGGACAUGUAGUCUUGACGGAUUUUGGACUGUGCAAAGAGGGAAUUUCUCAGGCAGACACGACCACCACAUUUUGCGGAACACCUGAGUAUCUUGCUCCAGAGGUCUUGAAAAAACAGCCGUAUGAUAACACUGUGGAUUGGUGGUGUCUUGGUUCUGUACUGUAUGAGAUGCUAUAUGGCCUGCCUCCAUUCUACAGUAGGGACACGCAUGAAAUGUAUGAUAACAUCCUGCAUAGGGAACUGCCCAUGCGCCCCGGGGCGUCCACAGCCGCCUGGUCCAUUUUACAGGCUCUUCUGGAGAAAGACAACACCAGGAGGCUGGGAUACAAAGACGACUUUAAUGAAGUUCAAAGCCAUGUAUUUUUUGCUUCUAUUAACUGGGACGAUCUUGUGCAGAAAAGGAUCCCACCUCCAUUUAACCCCAGCGUGGAGUCUCAGUACGACAUAUCAAAUUUUGAUCCUGAGUUCACAGAAGAAACUGUACCCAACUCCGUCUGUGUCUGCAAGGAUAACUCCAUUGUCAACGCCAGUGUCAUGGAAGCUGACGAUGCUUUUCUGGGCUUUUCCUAUGCACCACCUUCAGAUGACUCCUUCCUGUAACAUUUCUUACUAACUGUACUGCAGCUAUUUUAUGCUACAGAAAGGGAUUGGGUGUGCUCCUUCGGUCAGAAAAUGACUUAUGCAAGACAAUGCAAAGGCCAAACCAAUGCAUUGUACAGCUGACAAAAGAACAAACAUCUUAUGAUGUAGGGUUUUCCUUUUGUUUUGUUUUUCCUCAACAACAAAUUUGUAUUUUGUAUUGUGUGUAUAUAUGUAUACACCUGAGGUACAGUUAUAGCUCAGGUAUUCUAUUUUUUUUUUUCUUCCAUAGAUUUUCUACAGUGGUAGUAGUUGUGUCAGGGAAGCCGGUUAAUGAACAUUGAAACCGGAGAUAUACAUUCCACAUUUAAAUAACCCUUAAUGAACUUUACUGUUUGUGGCACUUGUUUGUUUGGUUUGUCUUCCUUUUAAAAAAUGUCUUAAUAAAGUAGUUUAGAAGGCCUUUUUUUCCAGAGAAUUUGCAAGAUAUCUUUUUUCUUUGCCAAAGAUAUGUUUUGUAAUAACAUAAAAAUGAGAAAUUAAAUUAAAUUGUGUAACUGUGGAAUUAAAAUGAGUAAAAUGUGGAUGUAUAAACCAACCUUCUGUUCUCAAA